AUGGACAUUUACUUCUGUUUGAGACAACCAUCCCGGAUGGUGGACAGUAAAAGAAUGAAGACUGGUUCACAUUUCCAGUGGCUCUUAUUCUCAUUCAUUCUUCUGUAUCUAAUGAACCAAGUAAAUAGCCAGAAGAAGGGGGCUCCUCAUGAUCUGAAGUGUACAACUAACAAUUUAAAAGUGUGGGACUGUUCAUGGAAAGCACCCUCUGGUCAUGGCACUUUCUAUGAAGUUUGCAUUGAGAACAGGUUCAAUUCUUGUUAUCGAUCAGUGAAAACGAGUGCUAAAAUCCCAGCUCUUUUACCGGGUGAUCAUGAAAUAACAAUAAAUCCUCUACAUGAUUUCAGAAGUUCCAUAAGUAAAUUUAUACUAAAUGAGGAAAACGUUUCCUUAAUUCCAGAUGUUCCAGAGAUCUUGAACUUGUCUGCUGAUUUUCCAACUUCAACAUUACACAUCAAGUGGAAUGACAAGGGCUCUGUUUUUCCACACCACUCAAACGUCAUCUGGCAAAUUAAAAUUCUACGUACGAAGAGGAUGGAAAUUGUAACAUUAAUUACCCACAACACAACUCUGAAUGGUAAAGAUACAGUUCAUCACUUGAGUUGGACCUCAGACAUCCCUUUGGAGUGUGUCACCCAUUAUGUGGAAAUGAGAUGCUACAUUGAUGAUCUUCAUUUCUCUGGUCACAAAGAGUGGAGUGACUGGAGCCCAAUGAAGAACAUUUCUUGGUUGCCUGGUCUGCGUAGGGUUUUUCCUCAAGACAAAGUCAUACUUGUAGGCUCAGAUAUAACUGUUUGUUUUAUAAUUCAAGAAAAAGUUUUAUCAGCACAUGUUGGCAAAGAAAAGUAUCCCCUUAUCCAUCUUGAUGGAGAAAAUGUUGCAAUCAAGAUCUCUAAUAUUUCUGCUUCUCCAAGUAGUGGAACAAAUGUUCUUUUCACAGCAGACGCCAUUGUGGAUGGAACAGUUAUAUUUGCAGGAUAUCCACCUGAUAUUCCUCAAAAACUAAACUGUGAAACACACAAUUUAAAGGAUAUUAUAUGCACUUGGAACCCAGGAAGGUCAACAGGAUUGUUGGGUCCACGCAAUACAAGUUACACCUUGUUUGAAAGUUUUUCAGGGAAAACUGUUACUUUUAAAAGAACUGAAGAGGCCACAAGUGAAGACUAUCAGUUAUUCUUUCCAAUGAUUCCAAACAGGGAAAUAUAUAAUUUUACUUUGAAUGCCUACAAUCCUUUGGGUCAAUCAGAAUCAACAAUAUUAGUCAAUAUAACUGAAAGAGUUCAUCUCCAUACACCUACUUCAUUCAAAGUGAAGGAUAUUAAUUCAUCAGCUAUUGCACUUUCUUGGCGCUUACCAGGCAACCUUACAAAUACUAAUCUUUUAUGUCAAAUUGAAAUUAAUACAAGUAAUUCAGUACAAGAAUUGCGGAACGUCACAAUCAAAGGAGUAGAAAAUUCAAAGUAUCUCAUUGCCGUGGACAAGUUAAAUCCAUAUACUAAUUAUACUUUUCGGAUUCGCUGUUCUACUGAAACAUUCUGGAAAUGGAGUGACUGGACCAUUGAAAAACAGCAUCUGACAACAGAAGCCAUUCCUUCAAAGGGACCAGAUACUUGGAGAGAGUGGAGUUCUGAUGGGAAAAAUUUAAUAAUCUAUUGGAAGCCUUUACCCAUUAAUGAAGCUAAUGGAAGAAUCCUUUCCUAUAAUGUAUCGUGUUCUUCGGAUGACGAAACGCAGUCCCUUUCUGAGAUUCCUGAUCGUCAACACAAAGCAGAAAUACAACUUGAUAAAAACGAUUACAUCAUUAGUGUGGUUGCAAAAAAUUCUGUGGGCUCAUCUCCACCUUCAAAGAUAGCUAGUAUGGAAAUUCCACAUGAUGACCUCAAAAUAGAGCAGGCUGUUGGGAUGGGAGAUGGGAUUGUCCUCACUUGGAAUUAUGAUCCCAACAUGACUUGUGACUACGUGAUUCAGUGGUGUAACACAUCCCGGCCUGGGCCCUGCCUGAUGGACUGGAAAAAAGUUCCUUCAAACAGCACAGAAGCGGUGAUAGAAUCUGAUCAGCUUCAACCAGGUAUAAGAUAUAGUUUUUUCCUGUAUGGAUGCAAAAAUCAAGGAUAUCAGUUACUACGUACCGUGAUUGGAUAUAUAGAAGAACUGGCUCCAAUUGUUGCACCCAAUUUUACUGUUGAAGAUACUUCUGCUGACUCUAUAUUAGUAAAAUGGGACGAUAUUCCUGUGGAAGAGCUUAGAGGCUUUUUAAGAGGAUAUUUAUUUUAUUUUGGAAAAGGAGAGAGAGGCAUCUCUAAGAUGAGGGGCUUGGAGUCUGGCCAUUCUGACAUAAAGGUUAAGAAUAUUACUGACAUAUCUCAGAAGACGUUGAGAAUCGCUGACCUUCAGGGCAAAACAAGUUACCAUCUGGUGCUACGAGCCUACACCAGUGGUGGGAUGGGCCCCGAGAAGAGCAUGUAUGUGGUGACAAAGGAAAAUUCUGUGGGAUUAAUUAUUGCCAUUCUCAUCCCAGUGGCAGUGGCUGUCAUCAUUGGAGUGGUAACUAGUGUCCUUUGCUAUCGGAAACGAGAAUGGAUUAAAGAAACCUUCUACCCGGACAUUCCAAAUCCAGAGAAUUGUAAAGCACUACAGUUUCAAAAGAGUGUCUGUGAGGGUAACAGUGCCCUUAAAACAUUGGAGAUGAAUCCUUGUACCCCAAAUAAUGUCGAAGUUCUGGAAACCCGAUCAACAGUCCCUAAAAUAGAAGAUACAGAAAUAAUCUCCCCAGUAGCCGAGCGUCUUGAGGAGAACUGUGAGGCGGAAUCUGAAAACCAUGUGGUUGUGUCCUAUUGUCCACCAAUCAUUGAGGAAGAAAUACCGAAUCCAGGGGCAGAUGACGCCGGAGGAACUUCACAGGUCAUUUACAUUGAUGUUCAGUCCAUGUAUCAGCCUCAGGCAAAGCCCGAAGAAGAACAGGAAAACGACCCUGUAGGGGGGUCAGGCUAUAAGCCACAGAUGCACCUCCCCAUUACUUCUGCUGUAGAAGAUCUGACUGCAGAAGAUGACUUGGAUGAAGCCGCAGGCUACAGGCCUCAGGCGAACGUCAGCACUUGGAAUUUGGGAUCUCCUGACUCCCCCAGAUCCACAGACAGCAACAGCGAAGUCGUCUCUUUUGGAAGUCCAUGCUCCAUCAACUCCCGACAGUUUCUGAUUCCUCCUAAGGAUGAAGACUCUCCCAAAUCUAGUGGAGGAGGCUGGUCCUUUACAAACUUUUUUCAGAACAAACCAAAUGAUUAA
This is a messenger RNA of Orycteropus afer afer, 3282 nucleotides long. RefSeq names its product LIF receptor subunit alpha (gene LIFR). The transcript is spliced from 19 exons. Bases 1 to 3282 code for a protein of 1093 amino acids. The record is from RefSeq and is a predicted model, not a curated record. Gene Ontology annotation, cellular component: membrane; external side of plasma membrane; signaling receptor complex. Lineage: Eukaryota; Metazoa; Chordata; Mammalia; Tubulidentata; Orycteropodidae. Gene Ontology annotation, biological process: cytokine-mediated signaling pathway. Gene Ontology annotation, molecular function: cytokine binding; cytokine receptor activity.